Messenger RNA from Gekko japonicus, 2746 nucleotides. It is a transcript of the gene ORC1, whose product is annotated as origin recognition complex subunit 1. The record is from RefSeq and is a predicted model, not a curated record. Gene Ontology annotation, molecular function: DNA replication origin binding; ATP binding; chromatin binding. NCBI's taxonomy places the organism in Eukaryota, Metazoa, Chordata, Lepidosauria, Squamata, Gekkonidae. Gene Ontology annotation, cellular component: nuclear origin of replication recognition complex. Gene Ontology annotation, biological process: DNA replication initiation; mitotic DNA replication checkpoint signaling.
UCAGUCUAGCGAGCAAAUUGUUGUUGCUGGUGGGUGGCAUGCAGCAGCCGAAGUCGGGCUUGAGGAAAACAUGAAUACAAGGAAUUCGGGUAAACGCAUUUACUCUUGGUAUGGAAGAGCCAUCUCUUUUGAUAAACAACUACAGAUCUCCAAUUAUGGGGGAAUGUGUAUUAAAUCAGGAAAAAAUACAACUGAAACCCGCAUUUUUCCUGGAGAGUUUAUUUUAAUAGAGGGUGAGAACACAGAGCAGAUUCUCGUGGCAAGACUUCUAAAAUUAUAUGAAGAUGGUUCUAAGGAAAAACAUGCAAUUGUUCAGUGGUUUUCUCAUAUUGAAGAAAUACCUCUCUAUCAACGCAUAAAUUUAGGAAAAGAGGAUUCUCAGGAGAUAUUUUUAAAUGAAAAUCCUGAGUGGGAUACUGACAUACUCAUUACAUCUAUCAUUAGUAAUGUCACGGUUAUCCCAGUGUCACCGAGUGAAGUGCUUCCCGCUGUGCUUCACAAUAAAGAGAUGCUCUUUGUGAGGGAGUCGUGGAGUGGCAAAAAGUUUAAACCUUUGUUGUCUAGCUUAUUGGCAGAGCUGAAAGAUUCUAUGAAAAUGAAGAGUGAUGCUGUGAACGUUGCAGCUGAAUACCAAGUGACCCCCCCACGUACCACUUGCUCUGCAGAAGCAAAAACCAGGAGGGUGACUCAAAGUACCAAGAAUGAGAUGGAAGCAGAAUCAAAACAUUCAAAUGCCAAGUCAUCCUUGUCUAAGGAAAGAUGUUCACAAAGAGUGGCCAAUAGCACCAACACCCCAGCAGCGAAGAAAAAAUUACAGCUAAACAGUCCUACCAAAUUUCCAAGAAGUAUAUUCAAUGAACAAGAUGUUAUUGAGCUUCUAGACUUUAACUUCACUGAGUCCCUGGAUCACUCACCACUUAAACGCAAAGUCACAUUCACUGGCAUUAAAGGCUCACCUCCCAAAGUAUCUUGUCCUACUGAUGAAGACAAUCAGUUUCAGAACACUGAGCCAUUGGGAGACACAUCAGAGAGAUCUAAUGCAUGUGUAUUAUCUUCUUCCGAGAGGAACCAAGAUACCACUUGGAAAACCAGGAUUUUUGCCGUGAAGGACAAUGCUGGAGAGAGUACAGAUGACAGGGAUAAGAUUUGCAAGACAUCCAAAAACUCAGUGAAGCAAGUUGCAACACUCAAGAGCAAUCCUAACCAGCAAGUUCCGGAUGAAGAGCAAGAAUCAGAUGCCAGGAGUAAAGUGAUGACUUCUUCUCAAAGGAACUGUACACGGAGGACUCUUCUUUCUCGAAGGAAAUGUGCACAGAGGACUGCUGUUCGCAUUGCAAAACAUCUUAAUAUUUUAGAUUCAUCUGGGGAGGAAGAUGAAGAAAAGUACUUCCCUCUAGUGAAAGUUUCUGAUUCCAGUAGCAGUGAUGAUGAAGACAUAAAGGUGUUUCAAACACCCAAAAGGCAAAUAAGGUCUACUCCAAAUAUUACAAGAAAAGAAUCUUCUGGGACUCCUGCCAAAACUUCAAGGAAAACACCUCAACCAAGAACUCCCAAGACUCCACGUAAUGCUUCUCCCAAAAUUCGCAGCCGAAAUCAAACAACGCAAAAGCCAGCAAAUGUGCUAGAAGAGGCUAGGAUAAGGCUGCAUGUUUCUGCUGUCCCAGAGUCCUUGCCCUGCCGUGAAAAGGAAUUCCAGGAUGUCUAUAACUUCAUAGAAAGCAAGCUCCUUGAUGGAACAGGAGGGUGCAUGUACAUUUCUGGAGUUCCUGGAACAGGAAAAACAGCAACAGUUCAUGAGGUCAUUCAUUGUCUCCAACAAGCAGUAGAAAAUGAUGAGCUACCAUCUUUCCAGUUCAUAGAGAUCAAUGGCAUGAAGCUGACAGAGCCCCAACAAGCCUAUGUGCAGAUUCUAAAAUUACUGACAGACCAGAAGGCAACGGCUACCCAUGCUGCAGUGCUGCUAGAGAAGAUGUUCUGCAAACCUAGUCCUAAAAGGAAAACCACAGUACUUGUUGUGGAUGAGCUUGACCUCUUGUGGACCCAAAAACAAAAUGUGAUGUACAGUCUCUUUGAUUGGCCAACGCAGAAGGGUUCCAAGUUGAUCGUUUUAGCCAUUGCUAACACUAUGGAUCUGCCAGAGAGAAUCAUGAUGAACCGAGUAGCUAGCAGGCUGGGCCUUACCAGAAUGUCCUUCCAGCCAUAUACCUACAAACAGUUACAGCAGAUUGUUUCCUCCAGGAUGGCCCAAGUGAAAGCAUUUCAAGAGGAUGCUAUUCAGUUAGUUUCUAGAAAGGUGGCUGCUCUGUCUGGUGAUGCAAGACGUUGCCUUGAUAUAUGUAGAAGGUCUACUGAGAUCUGUGAACUCUCUAAUCAGAAGAGUAGCUCUGGACUGGUCACCAUGACACACAUCAUGCAAGCCAUGGAUGAAAUGUUCUCAUCACCCUAUAUACAUAUAAUUAGGAAUGCGUCCUUGCAGGAGCAAAUUUUCCUGAAAGCAACUAUAGCAGAAUUUCACAGGUCAGGACUAGAAGAGGCUACUUUUUUUCAGCAGGUAUAUCACCAGCAUGUUGCACUGUGCAGGAUUGAAGGCCUGAAAACUCCUACUGUAUCAGAAAUAAUGGCAAUUUCCUCUCGGCUUAGUGCCUGUAGACUCUUGUUAGCAGAAUCUAAUAAUAAAUAUCUACACGGCCGAAUUCGACUUAAUGUUAGCCAAGAUGAUGUUAUGUAUGCACUCAAGGAAGACUAA